CAUUAGGACCGCACGCAUAACUCAGAAAUUUGAACCUUCACCCCUAUUGCCUUCCUCCUUAUCACGCAAGGUCCAGACCUACAAUAGCAUACCCGCGCAACUCAUUAAGUUCCUCAGGGAUUGCCAGCUGUCAAUCUCUCCGUCAUGGAGAGCUUUGAAAAUAUCUACCUAGACCUUUCCAAGCAACCAGGCAAAUGCAAACUUGCUGAAAGUGGCCUGGGUUGGAAACCCUCCGGUGGAGGAGAUACAUUCACGCUCGACAAGAGCAAUAUCGGGGCCGCUCAAUGGAGCCGUGCGGCAAAGGGGUACGAACUGAAGAUCUUACCUCGCGCCGGUGGAGUCAUUCAACUGGAUGGUUUUGAUCAAGAAGACUUCGAACGGACGAGCAAGGCAUUUAAGCUCUGGUACGGCAUCAACCUCGAGAACCGGGAGCACGCCCUCAGAGGAUGGAAUUGGGGCAAAGCAGACUUCGGAAAGGCGGAAUUGUCUUUCAAUGUUCAAAACAGACCCGCAUUCGAAAUUCCCUAUUCAGAGAUCACAAACACGAAUUUAGCGGGAAGAAAUGAAGUGGCGGUGGAGUUUUCACUUUCAACUGAUAACGGUAGUCACGGAGUCAACGGACAGCCCGAACGUACUAAGAAUUAUGGUAAAAAGGCCGGUGCUGGCAAGGAUGAACUCGUUGAAAUGAGAUUCUAUAUCCCUGGUACUGCUGUGAAGGACCACCAGGCGGACGGAGAUGACAAGAGCGUGGAUGGAGAAGAACCCGAGGAACUGAAUGCCGCAAACCUUUUUUACGAAACGUUAAUGGAAAAGGCAGAGAUUGGCGAAGUUGCCGGAGAUACAUUUGCCACAUUUCCAGACGUGCUACAUCUUACUCCUAGAGGACGAUUCGAUAUCGACAUGUAUGAAAACUCGCUUCGGCUUCGCGGCAAGACGUACGAUUAUAAAAUUCAGUACCAGUCAAUUAAGAAAUUUUUCUUAUUGCCCAAGAAUGAUGACACACACACGUUGAUCACUAUAGGAUUAGACCCGCCCUUACGACAGGGACAAACCCGAUAUCCGUUCCUUGUGAUGCAACUGAAGUUGGACGAUGAAUACAAUCUCGACUUAAACAUGACUGAUGAACUACUCCAAACUCGGUACAAGGAUAAACUCCAGGCUCACUACGAGGAACCAAUUCAUCAGGUUAUAACAAAGGUUUUCCGUGGCCUCUCCGGAAAGAAAGUGAUCAUGCCAUCCAAAGAUUUUACCAGUCAUCAUAAUCACCGAGGAAUCAAGUGCUCCAUCAAGGCCAACGAAGGGUUGCUGUUCUGCCUUGACAAGAGUUUUAUGUUCGUUCCAAAGCCAGCAACAUACGUCCAAAUCGAAAACAUAUCCGUUAUCACUAUGUCUCGUGUUGGCGGCGCUGUCUCAGCUAGUCGAACGUUCGAUAUAACCAUGACCCUCAAAGGUGGAGGCGAGCAUCAAUUCAGCAAUAUCAACCGAGAGGAGCAACAGCCAUUGGAGUUAUUCUUUAAAGCCAAAAACAUUCGAUUUAAAAAUGAGAUGGCCGAAGAUACAUCCGCGCUCAUUGCCGCAGCUCUCGACAACGAUGAACUUAUGGGUUCCAGCGACGAGGAAGUCGAUGGAGGGCACCGCGGAUCAGCAGAUGAAGACGAAGAAUCUGUCGACGAAGACUUCCAAGCCGAAUCAGAAUCCGACGUCGCUGAAGAAUAUGAUUCCGCUCACGAGAGUAGUGGUAGCGGCAGUGGGAGCGACAGCGACGCCGACAUGGACGAUGCCGAAGAUGAGGGUCUCGAUGAAGACCUCGAUGAGCAAGAAGAAGAGCGGCCAAAAAAGAAGAGCAAGAUUGACAAGUGAUCACAAGUGGUUUUGGUUUUGAGAAAUGCAGUUAUUUAAUCACUACGGAUACUCGAAAUAAUCGUACGUUGUCGCUAUCUUGGGACUGGGCAUCUGGGCUAUUACUUCCUUCUUUGUGGAUCUUAUCUUGUGAUAUUAGAAAAGUGCUGGCCAGGUUUGGAUGGAGGGACAUCCGUUUGUUCAAGUUUCUUGUAUCGCGCUUGUGGCCCACCCGGAGGACAGAUUGUAUAGCAGUCCUUAUAUGAGGUAACUAUGCAUGGAUGGUAUGCGCCUCAUUAACUGCACUGUACUGAGUACUCUAUCUAGUUACCAGUGCAUA
Messenger RNA from Coccidioides posadasii C735 delta SOWgp, 2179 nucleotides. RefSeq names its product FACT complex subunit (gene POB3). The record is from RefSeq and is a predicted model, not a curated record. Gene Ontology annotation, cellular component: FACT complex; nucleus. Lineage: Eukaryota; Fungi; Ascomycota; Eurotiomycetes; Onygenales; Onygenaceae. Gene Ontology annotation, molecular function: nucleosome binding; histone binding; DNA binding.